CAGGGAGGAUAAGGAUGCUUCACACUGCGCCAUACCCAUCUCCACCAGCCUGAUCAAACAGAUAGUGAACAAGACGGGGAAUGAAGACAACCCAGAACACAUCCUGGCUGAUUUCUACGGUCCAAAGAGCACCACAGAGUCGCCAUGGCCUUAUGUUACAAAGGACCCUGACAGGUCAGGGCUGGAGCCUCUUUCUCAGUGGGACAGCCCCAUGCAGGUGAAACUGUCCCGCUGGAAAUCUGGUCUGAACACUCUGCUGGUGGAGCUCCUGCCGUGGGCUCUCAUGGUUAAUGACUCCCAGUGGGACCUGUGGCUUUUUGAGGGAGAGACCAUCGUACUGCAGAUACCAGCCGGCAAAGUCAUCGUACCACCAAACUUUAAGGAAGCUUUUCAGAUUGGCAUCUACUGGGCCCACACCAACACAGUCCACAAGUCCACGGCGCUGAAACUGGUCCACGACCUGACCUCUCCUCGAUGGAAGGAGGGAACGGGCUCUGUGGUGGUCACUCUGGAUGAGGAGGGAUUCGUUGAGGUCGACAUCGCUUUGGGAGCCUCUUCUGGGAAACAGACGGUGUGCCAGUUCUGUGUGUCCUCUAUAAUCAGACAUGGAGUCCAGAUCCUGCAGAUAGAAGACAGAACGAUUCUUGUCAACAACACGCCUUACAGCGUACACUACAGGCCUCUGUUGACUAACCGCCACUUAGGUGGCUGUGAACAGGUCUGUGAGAUACCAGAGAGCUCCGUGUUCACCCUCCCUCCCCGUGAUGAGCGCUCUGUGGCGAAGCCGUGCUCCGUGCCAUGCUGGGACCUUCUUCCAGUCGGUGCCCAGGGGAAGGCGGAGUUCGCUUUGCCUCUCAGACACAUGUGUUUCAGCCUACUUUCAAGGCCCUGUGCUGGAGCUGGAACCGCAGCGUGGAGUAUCCCGGCUCCGGUGCGACCAGACCUGCCCCGGCAGAGUCUGUCCAUACCGGUGGAUGUGGACUCAGGGGGUGGCCUGUGUAGCAGGGCUGUUGUGUUGACGUAUCAGGAGCACCUUGGAGUGACAUACAUAACUCUGAAUGAGGAUCCCUGUCCGCGCAUGAUCAUUGAAAACAAGUGUCCUGUUUCACUGCUGCUCAGAGAAAACGUCAAAGAGACGCCGAGGACGGAGGUGUUCUGCCGUCCCCUGCCUGCCAACUCUUCUCUUCACCAUGAGCUCUACUACCACUGCUCCAGCUUCCCUGAGUGCAGGCAGCGGGAGGUGCUGCCCACCCUGCAGCUGAAGACCAUGUCUGAAAACGGCACCCCUGACUGGACAGACCCCGUGGAUAUCAACUGUCCGGGCACUCAGGUGGUUUUCCUGCCCGGCUUCGGCUGCCUCUACAUCCACGUUUGGUACCAGGGAGGCAGCCUGGUUCUGUCUCUGGCUCCAGAAGGAAGCGUGGAAGCUGCUCUCAACCAACACAGCAGGCCCUCCAGAUUGUCUGUCAGAGUCCUCCUGAGUGAAGCCAGUGUUGCGUUAAGUGAUGAUAUCACAAAUCCCAGCGGCUCCAUGGAGCUGCUGAGACUCACGUUAACCAAGCUGCUGCUCAGCCUCGCUCCAGCGCCCACCUCCUUACCCGCCGAGCCGUCGGACGACUCCCCCUUGGCUUCCAGCUCCUUCUCUGUUCUGAUGACCGACGCGUCUCUGAUUGAGAUCUACUGCUACAGUCUGCAAGUUGACAACCAGCUGUACAACCGGACUAGUUUCCACUUCCCCGUCCUGCUGUGCCAAGAUCAGAGAGGAGCAUCUGAGCCCGAGGCUUCAUGGAGCAGUGAUGUCAAUCCCACAGAAUCCCCAGAACGGUUGGAUGAUUUCAAACGCUCCUGUUUUCUCCAGCUGAGGAUGACAUUGACUGGGGACCUGAGCUCAGUGGAGGAGGUGAAUUUCCAGCUCCAGCCUGCCAGAGUCUACAUCGAGGACACCUUUGUUUACUACAUUAAGACCCUGUUUGACACGUACAUCCCCAGCCGGCCAGAGGAGUGGAGAAAGGAGAGAGAGCCUCUGAUUCUCCCUGAACAGGUGGUUCAGUCCGUCCAGGCGCUGGUCCACCCGGUGCGGCUGCAGAGACUCACUAUCCAGCCGGUCCAGCUGCUGGUCAGCAUCCACGCCUCCCUGAAGCUGUACAUCGCCUCCGACCACACGCCCUUGUCUUUCUCUGUGUUUGAACGAGGGCCGCUCUUCACCACCGGCAGACAGCUGGUUCACGCGCUCGCCAUGCACUACGCCGCUGGAGCGCUCUUCAGAGCCGGUUGGGUCGUGGGAUCUCUAGAGAUCCUUGGAAGUCCCGCCAGCCUGGUGCGCAGCAUUGGGAACGGCGUAUCCGACUUCUUCCGCCUUCCAUACGAGGGCCUGACGCGAGGGCCUGGGGCCUUUGUCAGUGGGGUGUCCAGAGGGACCACGUCUUUUGUUAAACACAUCUCAAAAGGCACCCUGACAUCCAUCACUAACUUAGCCACUAGCCUGGCGAGGAACAUGGACCGCCUGUCCCUGGACGAAGAGCACUACACCAGGCAGGAGGAGUGGAGACGGCAGCUACCGGAGAGCCUGGGGGACGGACUGAGACAGGGUCUGUCCCGACUCGGGAUAAGCUUGUUAGGAGCCGUAGCGGGCAUCGUGGACCAGCCCAUGCAAAACUUCCAGAGGAGCUGGGAGGUGCAAAGCUCAGCUGGGAGCAAAGCGAAGGGGGUCAUCUCUGGAGUGGGGAAGGGGAUUGUGGGCGUGUUCACUAAGCCCAUUGGAGGAGCCGCUGAACUCGUGUCCCAGACUGGAUACGGGAUUCUCCAUGGAGCAGGUCUGUGGCAGCUUCCCAAACAGCUCUACCUGCCUGCAGAGGAGAGGUCUGCUCAGGCCUCCAACAGCCACCUGAAAUAUGUCUGGAAGAUGCUGCAGUCUCUGGGUCGCCCGGAGCUCCACAUGGCCCUGGAGGUGACUAUCGUGAGUGGGUCGGGGCAGGAGCACGCCGGCUGCCUGCUGCUCACCUCUGAGGUGCUGUUUGUGGUCAGCCUGUGUGAGGACACCCAGCAGCAGGCCUUUCCCAUCACUGAGGUGGAGUGUCAGCAGGAGCCGGAGCAGCAGGGCCAGCUCACCCUCACCUUACAGCAGCAGACGGUUAGCAGCGACUCUGAGAGCGAUGGUGUUCGGGAGCGUCUGUCAGAGCAGCAGUACCAGCGCCUGCUGGAUUAUGUGAUUCGAAGCUCCCAGUUCCUCUCGCCUUCCGCCGCUUCGCUCCAGCUUCAGCCUCCAGUGACCAUCGCAGAACCGCCGCCGUCUGUCACCAAGUGCUACCGCUAUCUGGUGGAUCCUGCUUCCGCCAAAGUGUUUGUUAGUAAGUUCACCAUAGUGAAGAAUAAAGCUUUACGCAUCGGAUUCCACUGAGGAGGAGAGAUUAUGAACAUUAAAGUCUGACCUGUGCUUAAAAUGUAAUGUUUGCCUUAAAAAAAAAAACUACAUCUGUUUAUUUUCUAAAUAAAACUUUUGGAUGUUAUCUUGUUAUUUAAGUCUAACUGGUCACUCAUGCCUUAGAGAUAAAAACCUUUUAUUCUGAUAUAUAAAUGU
Molecule: messenger RNA, 3577 nt
Organism: Cyprinodon variegatus (sheepshead minnow)
Lineage: Eukaryota; Metazoa; Chordata; Actinopteri; Cyprinodontiformes; Cyprinodontidae
Product: vacuolar protein sorting-associated protein 13B-like
Exons: 18
Coding region: 212-3397 (1061 amino acids)
Source: RefSeq, a predicted model, not a curated record